Molecule: messenger RNA, 2127 nt
Organism: Verruconis gallopava
Lineage: Eukaryota; Fungi; Ascomycota; Dothideomycetes; Venturiales; Sympoventuriaceae
Exons: 2
Coding region: 956-1999 (347 amino acids)
Source: RefSeq, a predicted model, not a curated record
GUGACAUUCACCUGGCUAAUUUUGCUUGGCUUUUCAGGCAAGCUUUCACAAGACUGAGCUUUAUUCCAUACUCGGUAUGGCUGCAUGAAAUGUCAGUUAGCUAAGAAAGGCUCUUUAUCGUCAACUUUAUCUUUCGCGACUAUCCCGUUUUGCUCUUUGGGUCUCAGGUUGCGGAUUGGACACCAUCUUCCACUCUAAAAUGAACGCCAGAUUUCAACAUGGUGCACUCGACGCUGGGCUGUGCCCGAGGAAGUACGAAGUUACAGUUCUAACAUCUCGAGCAGCGAAGUUUUGGCCCCAUCUAGCCCAGCGACAUUUCAGGGCACCCAUGACGAGAAGCAACGGCUAUCAUGUCGAGGUACCGACGGAGUUGAAUCCUUACAGCCAAUCUUUUGUGUUCUAGACCUUUGAGAGCUAGCAUGAUCUUUACCGGUUGAACAGUUUGUUGCUUGCGUUGAGUUGAACGGCUCAACCAGGAAUCCACGAAAAGACUACAAAAACUUUGCCUCGAUUGAUUCUGGUUUCAACUCUGCUUUUUCAGGUUAAACAAAGCUGUCUGCUCGCCUUAUGCCAAAGAUGAUUGGCGGAUGCGUUGAUGUGCGGCUGAGUAUGGAUCAACUCAGCGGGGUACGGUAUAUUCCGGGGUUUUCGCUGCGUAUGUUGGACACGUCAAAGAAAUCCGAUUGUUCAAAUGCCGAGCAAAUGGAGAAAUCCGCUUUUCAGCAAAAAAGCCGCUUUUGAUUUCUUACUUUUCGCUUCCAGCCUUCCUAGGCUUCUCGUACUCGCUAGAAUUGGUUUCUGCGAUGCUCAUAGAGGCUUGGCUGCGUGAGAACAUGAUGAUGAAAGAGAAGAAUUCGAUUUUCGCUUACUGAGUACUAAAGGAAGCAGUUGUUGGUCAAGCUUUCGUCGUUUCGUGUAGCUGACACGACCUUUUUUUUAUCCUAACGACGCAGCCAUGCUAUCUGUUAUUUUGUCUGUAACAUUAGUGGUGCUUGGCACGACUGCAUCAGCAACUCACGGUGAAUCCAUCCAUGUUGAGAAUGGCCAAUCGAUUCAAGCCGCGAUCGACUCAGCGCCUCCAGGCUCCUGCAUAAUUGUUGGGCCUGGUACCUAUGAGGAGCAGCUAACGAUCAGCAAAAGCGGGAUAGCUCUGCGUGGGAAUGGUGUCAUACUAAAACCACCCACCACGCCCACCUCCAACAUCUGUUCUGGCCUUGCGGGCAAUGACACUGAGGCCGGAAUCUGUGUCUCCGGUAGUGAUAUAGUUCUUGCAGACUUUGUUCAGGAGCAUCGCAAGGUGCUUUCGGUCGGAAGCUAUGUUGAGGGCGUUUCGAUCACCGGUUUUGAGAUCCAUGGCUUUACGGGCUUGAACAUUGCGCUGGUCGGAGCGAAAGAUUCGAUGGUGUACAGGAACACUCUGUACGAUGGGGGACCUUACGGCUUUUUGACCGUAGGCUCCCUGAAUACUCAUGCGGCCGGAAACACAGUCAUGACUACGGACGCUAUCUUAUUCAUCGGCAUGUGCAUGGACGAUGUUUCUCCUGCAGAAUAUCGCGAUAAUUAUGUCUCUGGGUAUCUGAUUGCAUUCUGCCUUCAGACUGAGGGUUCUGUGGUCACGGGUAACACGGCAACGAACAAUUGCGUCGGUGCUUUCCUCGACCCAGGCAUCAAAGACAUUACCUUUACCCACAAUCACAUCAGCUCGAUCAAUCCUGGUUGCCCGUUGAGCUCCCCAGAAUUUGCGACCGGAGGUAUCAUUGUCUUUGGCGCAUCUGACGCUAAAAUCACCGGAAAUGUUGUUGAGAACCAAAAGAACAAAGGCACUGGCUUCGGUCUCAUACUUUCGGACAGUCCACCAGACAGCCUUGCCUCCGGAAAUCUCAUCGAACACAAUAUUUUUCGUAACAACGAUAUCGACAUAGGGAUCUUCACAAAUGCGACCGACAAUAUAUUCAAGCAAAAUGAAUGUUCGACGCCUGCCGAGCUUUGCAGUGCUUAGGAAUCUAAACUCCGUGAACAUCACUGGUGAUUUCAAUAGCGCGUGCACGAGUUGCGAACAAUGAGAUGAUCUACUUUGUUUGGCCAUCGAGCUAACCACUACGGUAGUACAAGUACUAGAAUUGAAAC